CACCCACGCCCGACCCACCCAGUCCCUUGCGACCUGGCCCAGCGGUCCGGGCCGCGGUCCCAGGUCCGGGCCCCGCGCCAUGGAGCGGCGCUGGCCCCUGGGGCUCGGGCUGCUGCUGCUCUGCGCCUCGCUGCCCCCGGGGGCGCGAGCCAUAGAAGUCACUCUGAUGGACACAAGCAUGGCACAGGGAGAGUUGGGCUGGCUGCCGGAUCCCCCGGAGGAUGGGUGGAGUGAGGUGCAGCAGAUGCUGAAUGGGACACCCCUGUACAUGUACCAGGACUGCCCGGUACAAGAAGGCGGAGACACUGACCACUGGCUUCGCUCCAACUGGAUCUACCGGGGGGAGGAGGCAUCUCGUGUCCAUGUGGAGCUGCAGUUUACUGUGCGGGACUGCAAGAGCUUCCCUGGGGGAGCUGGGCCUCUUGGCUGCAAGGAGACCUUCAACCUUCUGUACAUGGAGAGUGACCAGGAUGUGGGCAUUCAGCUCCGACGGCCCUUGUUCCAGAAGGUCACCACGGUGGCUGCAGAUCAGAGCUUCACCAUUCGAGACCUUGCCUCUGGAUCCAUGAAGCUGAACGUGGAGCGCUGCUCCCUGGGCCGCCUGACCCGCCGUGGCCUCUACCUCGCUUUCCACAACCCAGGUGCCUGUGUGGCCCUGGUGUCUGUCCGGGUCUUCUAUCAGCGCUGCCCUGAGGCCCUGCACAACUUGGCCCAUUUCCCUGACACUCUCCCUGGACCUGCAGGGUUGGUGGAAGUGGCAGGGACCUGCUUGCCACACGCACUGACCAGCCCCGGGCCCUCCGGUGCACCCCGCAUGCACUGCAGCCCUGAUGGCGAGUGGCUGGUGCCAGUGGGACGGUGCCAAUGCGAGUCUGGCUAUGAAGAAGGCAGUGACGGCAAGGGCUGUAUUGCCUGCCCCAGCGGUUCCUACCGGACUGACAUGGACACACCCCAUUGUCUCAAGUGCCCCCAACACAGCACCACAGAGUCUGAGGGUGCCACCAUCUGCAUCUGUGAGAGUGGUCAUUACAGAGCUCCUGGGGAGGGCCCCCAGGUGGCAUGCACACGUCCCCCCUCAGAGCCUCGAAACCUGAGCUUCUCUGCCUCAGGGACUCAGCUCUCAUUGAACUGGGGGCCGCCAGCAGAUGUGGGAGGACGCCAAGAUGUCCGAUACAGCGUGCUGUGUUCCCAGUGUCAGGGCCUUGCACAGGAUGGGGGGCCCUGCCAGCCCUGUGGCAAGAGUGUGCGCUUCUCUCCAGGGGACAGGGGGCUCACUGCACCUGCUGUGCGAGUUGAAGGCCUAGAACCCUAUGCCAACUACACCUUCAAGGUCGAGGCCAUGAAUGGAGUGUCGGGGCUGGGUGGCUCCAGCCGUGCCAGUGCUUCCCUCAGCAUCAGCAUGGGACAUGCAGAGUCACUGUCAGGCUUGUCUCUGAGGCUGGUGAAGAAAGAACCGAGACAGCUGGAGCUGACCUGGGCAGGAUCCCGGCCACGUAGUCCUGGGGGUAACCUGAGCUACGAGUUGCACGUGCUGAACCAGGAUGAAGAAAGGCAUGAGAUGGUUCUGGAACCCAGGGUUUUACUGACAGAACUGCAACCAGAUACCACAUACAUCGUCAGAGUGCGAAUGCUGACACCUCUAGGCCCUGGCCCUUUCUCCCCUGACCAUGAGUUUCGAACCAGUCCACCAGUUUCCAGGGGGCUAACAGGAGGAGAGAUCGUGGCCAUCAUCUUUGGGCUGUUGCUUGGGGCAGCUCUGCUGCUCGGGAUCCUGGUCUUCCGGUCAAGGAGAGCACAGCGGCAGCGGCAUCAGAGGCAGCGUGAUCGUGCUGACGUGGAUAGGGAGGACAAGCUGUGGCUGAAGCCCUACGUGGACCUGCAGGCAUAUGAGGACCCUGCCCAGGGAGCACUGGAGUUCACCCAGGAGCUCGACCCAGCCUGGCUGAUGGUGGACACUGUCAUAGGGGAAGGCGAGUUUGGGGAAGUGUAUCGUGGGACCCUGAGGCUGCCCAGCCAAGACUACAAGACUGUGGCCAUUAAGACCUUGAAAGACACAUCCCCAGAUGGCCACUGGUGGAAUUUCCUUCGAGAGGCAACCAUCAUGGGCCAGUUCAACCACCCACACAUUCUGCAUUUGGAAGGCGUUGUCACAAAGAGGAAGCCCAUCAUGAUUAUCACAGACUUUAUGGAGAAUGGAGCCCUGGACGCUUUCCUCAGGGAGCGGGAAGACCAGCUGGUUCCUGGGCAGCUGGUGGCCAUGCUGCAGGGCAUAGCGUCAGGCAUGAACUACCUCAGUGACCACAAUUAUGUCCACCGGGACCUGGCUGCCAGGAACAUCUUGGUGAGUCAGAACCUGUGCUGCAAGGUUUCUGACUUUGGCCUGACCCGCCUCUUGGAUGACUUUGAUGGCACCUACGAAACCCAGGGAGGAAAGAUACCCAUCCGCUGGACAGCACCUGAAGCCAUUGCCCAUCGGAUCUUCACCACAGCCAGCGAUGUAUGGAGCUUUGGGAUUGUGAUGUGGGAGGUGCUGAGCUUUGGGGACAAGCCCUAUGGGGAAAUGAGCAAUCAGGAGGUCAUGAAGAGCAUUGAGGAUGGGUACCGACUGCCCCCUCCCGUGGACUGCCCUGCUCCCCUAUAUGAACUCAUGAAGAACUGCUGGGCAUAUGACCGUGCCCGGAGGCUCCCCUUCCACAAGCUGCAGGCACAUCUGGAGCAAUUGCUUGCCAACCCCCACUCCCUGCGGACCAUUGCCAACUUCGACCCCAGGGUGACCCUCCGUCUGCCCAGCCUGAGUGGCUCAGAUGGGAUCCCGUAUCGAAGUGUAUCUGAAUGGCUGGAGUCCAUCCGCAUGAAGCGCUAUAUCCUGCACUUCCGCUCAGCCGGGCUGGACACCAUGGAGUGUGUGCUGGAGCUGACAGCCGAGGACCUGACACAGAUGGGAAUCACACUGCCUGGGCACCAGAAACGCAUUCUUUGCAGUAUACAGGGAUUUAAGGACUGAGCGGCUACAGAGGACAAUACCCUGUCCAACAGCCCUCCUCAGGGAGCAAGGACAAGCCAUGGUCACCCAUGGUCAAUCACUAUGCCUUACCCCUCAACCUUUCAGUAGGCUACUGAUGCUGCUCCUGCCUACCCUCAGGAGGACCCUGCAGUGGGCCCCAGAAGCCUCUUUGUGGGUGGGGUAGAAGUAAAGAGGCAAUAAUGGGAGGGAGGUGGCAAAGGUUUAAUAUAUAUACAUACACACAGAUAUAUUUUUGUAAAUAAACAGGAACUGAGAUU
Molecule: messenger RNA, 3282 nt
Organism: Otolemur garnettii (small-eared galago)
Lineage: Eukaryota; Metazoa; Chordata; Mammalia; Primates; Galagidae
Gene: EPHA1
Product: EPH receptor A1
Exons: 18
Coding region: 80-3004 (974 amino acids)
Biological process (GO): axon guidance; protein phosphorylation; cell surface receptor protein tyrosine kinase signaling pathway
Cellular component (GO): plasma membrane; neuron projection
Molecular function (GO): transmembrane-ephrin receptor activity; ATP binding; protein binding
Source: RefSeq, a predicted model, not a curated record